AUGAGGAAGAACACUUGGAAGGGGAGGGUGGGUAGGGGGGGUGGUGUAGGUCCAUCUGGAGACAGAUGGCGUGAGUUAAAUCUGAGACAAAUUAGGGCAAUAGGGAGGAGCCCUAGCCCUAAUUAUCACAACUCAGAAACUGCCAUGUUCAUUUCCAUGUCUCAAGAGCUAAAGGAGGAGGGCAACAGAUGGUUUCUAAUGAGGGACUACGAGGGUGCUUUGAUCAAGUACGAUAAGGCCAUAAAAUUGCUUCCUUCGAACCAUCCCGACAUUGCUUGCAUUCGAUGCAACAUGGCUGAAUGCUACAUGCAAAUGGGGCGUGGCGAGUAUUCGAUGGCGAUCCGUGAGUGCGAUGCGGCGCUCGAAGCCGAGCCGGGGUAUAGUAAGGCACUCUUGAAAAGAGCUAGAUGUUAUGAAGCCAUGGAUAGGAUUGAUAUGGCGAUUAAAGAUAUCGAAAACGUGCUUAAAGUGGAGCCGAAUAAUCUAAUGGCGACUGAGAUCGAGCAAAGAUUGAAGAAAGCCUUGAAUAGGCAAGGAUCAAGGUUAGAUGGAGGUUUUAGUCCUUUAGAUCAAAGCAAAAUGUCGAUGAAAAUGAAAGCAAAAGAAGUAGCCGAGGAGGCGAUAAAGGGCGAGUUUAGCGAAGCGCCAACGCCAGCACCAACGCCGAGCCACAAGGAUAAGGAGGCGAGAGAUGUAUUAGACAAACACAAGUCGGAUGUAGGGGUUUUGAUGAGUGUGUCCGAGAAUUUGGUCGAGGAGAAGAACACCGAAGACAAAGUUGUAGUCGAAGAAAAAAUGGCGAGCACCAUCGCGGAUGGUGAGCCUAGAGUAACGUUGAAGUUAGUGUUCGGAGAAGAUAUUCGAAUGGCGCAAGCUUCCGCGAACUUAGACAUAUUACGACUAGGCGAAAUAAUUUCAAAUCGAUUCCCUAGUGUGAAAGGGGGCGUCGUUAAAUACAAGGAUCAAGAAGGCGAUUUCGUGAUAAUCGCCACGACGGAAGAGCUAAGAUGGGCUCAAUCAAAUACACCACAAGGCACCCUCAAGCUAUACAUUUUCGAAGGCAAUCAAAACCGCGACCGGCAUUUUCUCAAGUCUAAAUCCGAGAGGAUCGACAACAACAAAAGAAUCAUCGUCGCGAACAAAAAAGGCGAAAGCUUGAAAGAAAUAGCACGAAAGGAAUCCACGUGCAUCGCGGAUUGGAUCAUCCAAUUCGCGCAAUUCUUCAAGAACUACGUGGGCUUUGAUAUCGACGCCUACAUCGACAUCCACGAGGUAGGAAUGAAGCUCUACUCGGAGGCGAUGGAGGAGACAAUCACGAGCGAAGAGGCGCAAGAGCUUCUAAGCCUCGCAUCCGAAAAGUUCUUGGAAAUGGCGGCAUUGGCCUUAUUCAAUUGCGGCAACGUCCACAUGUCGCGCGCUAGAAAGCGCGUCUACGACACCGGCGAAUCCUCGCGCGACUCCAUGGCCGAGAGGAUCAACCGCGCGCAUGAAUGGGCGCAAAACGAGUUCGCGACAGCCGGACAAAGAUAUGAAGAGGCUUUGCAAAUUAAGGAAAGCUUCUAUGAAGCUGUGCUGGCUUUAGGACAGCAGCAAUUCGAGCAAGCGAAGCUGUCGUGGUAUUACGCCAUCAGCGCAGGCGUGGAUGUCGAAACAUGGGAUUCGGGCGAUGUUUUUAUGCUUUAUGAUUACGCGGAGGCAAACAUGGAGAAGGGGAUGAAGAUGUGGGAGGAGGAGCAGAAGCAACGGGUGAGGGAUCGAUACAAGAAGAGUAGAAUCAAGUCGACGCUCAAGAAGAUGAAGAUCGAGGGACUGUUUCAGGACAUAUCUCCCGAUGAAGUCGAAGACCAGGCGACGAACUUCAGGUCGCAGAUAUAUGUCUUGUGGGGGACAAUUAUGUACGAGAGAUCGAUGAUGGAGUACAAGCUGGGGUGUCCUGUGUGGGAAGAGUGUUUGGAGGAUGCCAUCGAGAAGUUCGACCGCGCUGGAGCUUCGAAGACCGACAUUUCGGUCAUGAUCAAGAAUCAUUGCUCGACCGGCCCUGAAUUGGAAGGGAUGGGAUUCAACAUCGACGAGAUAGUGCAAGCAUGGAAUGAGAUGUACGAGGCGAAAAAAUGGCAACAUAAUGUUUCUUCCUUUCGACUUGAGCCACUUCUUCGUAGGCGAGUUUCAAAACUUUAUCGUGUACUGGAACAUACAUGA
Molecule: messenger RNA, 2199 nt
Organism: Andrographis paniculata
Lineage: Eukaryota; Viridiplantae; Streptophyta; Magnoliopsida; Lamiales; Acanthaceae
Product: protein PHOX1-like
Exons: 2
Coding region: 1-2199 (732 amino acids)
Molecular function (GO): protein binding
Source: RefSeq, a predicted model, not a curated record